Molecule: messenger RNA, 3448 nt
Organism: Spinacia oleracea (spinach)
Lineage: Eukaryota; Viridiplantae; Streptophyta; Magnoliopsida; Caryophyllales; Amaranthaceae
Exons: 2
Coding region: 1939-3192 (417 amino acids)
Source: RefSeq, a predicted model, not a curated record
CUUAUACCUAAGUACGUUUAUUAGCUUCCCUAAAACAAAAAGAGUACGUUUAUUAGCCUUCGCCUCCUUAAACAAAUACAUUUUUCGAUGAGCAAUUAGUGUGUAACUUGGGCUAUGUAUCGAUAGCUACUUUAAAUGAUUAGGGUAUCAUGCAUGUACCAGGUAGAUUUGUAGACUUGCGUUAGAAACGUAUUUUAAUAUAUUACUCCGUAGUUCAGCUAUUGCAUAUGAGAGUUUUAUUUCUCAUUUUCUCUCUUCAUUAUAUUUAUUGCCUUUUACCUAUUACGACCUUUGUUUUCCGUUUUACUCUUUUUGUUCACUUGUUAGGAAAAAAAAAUGCAUCUAAUUACAACAAUAUUUUUUGUUGUAAAAUCCUUUCUUUAGGGUUCUCGUUCUAAAAUUACUUUAUCGCAUACAAAAACUUAUGCAGUAUAUGACACGGGUUAUGUAAGAUCAACUUCUUACCAAAGAGUUGUACAUUCUAAUCAAAUAGUUACACCUUAGAUCAAUAAUAGUUAUGAUCAAUUAAUAAUUCUAUACAAUCAAAUAUUUAUAUCUUCUAAACAAUUAAUUGAUUAUAUUUUCUAAUCAAAUAAUUACACUUUUUCAUCGCAUAUUAUGUACUUACAUAUAUUUUUUUAUGUUGACAUCAACGGCCUUAUGUGUAUGACGGUUUCAUAGGAGACCUACCCAUCACCUAAUCUAUACGUACAUAGUCUUAAUAUUUCUCUUAUUGUUGAUUAUUAUCGUUGGUAAGUACAUACGCUUUAAAUAGAAGGGGAAAAGAAUCAAAGAUGUUACAAAGAAACCUUUAAAAGAAAGGAAAAGGCAUAAAGACAAUGGCAAAUUGCAAAGUUUAAAAUUACAAAGCAAAAGAAAACAAGGAGAUUAAGCCGAAAGAAAGAAGCAAGAAGCAUAAAGUUUCUGAUUGAAAGAGUAAAAGUACUUGAAAGCUUGUUCACUCUUUUCAUUGUGUAAGUCUUGUUUUACUAAUGGUUUUCCAAAGGCUAAUACACCGGCUCAUGUUGUUCCUCACUUAAGCCCUUUAAACUACUCCGUAUUCUACUAGCAGAGUAGCAGGGCCGAAGCCAAAUCUUUUGUACAAGGGGGGUCAAUUUUUUUUUACCGGAGUAUUUAUCUAAUUCUCUAAAAUUAAGUAUUAAAACAUAACUUAUUCUCUAUUUCCAUUGAAUAAUACUUUAUGAGAAAUCUAAAGCACUAAAACAAUAAAAUGUAAUGAAAAUAAUAAAAGAAGUUUGAGAAACGAAUAUAAGUUCAUAAUGGAUUUCGUAAACAAAGAAUGAUAGAUUUAUCAAGUAUUACAAAUAAAAAUAAAAAAAAUAAAAAAUAAAGAAAUGCAAGUCACUAGAAUUCAACAUGCAACAUGCAUUUUGGCAGCUAGCAAUUCAUACCAACUCAACUAAGGGAUAAGAAGUUAUUCUUAAGUGCAACUUUUAUUAUACGGUUUUUUCAUGAAAUGCCCCCGAGGUUUUAAAAAACGCACCAAAUACCCUCGCCUGUUUCGAUUCACAUAAUAUACCCCUAUUUAUCCGUACUGUUCAUGACAUGCACCUGUCAGCUAACGCCGUUACUCUGCCGUUAGUGGUGUUUUACUUAUUUGCCCUUAAUUUUGGUUUAGCGCCAUUGACUUCCUUCACUUUCACAGAAAGACCAAAAAAAAAAAAAAACCGUUCACAUUUUUCUCUUUCUCUCUCCUCUCCCCUGUUCUUCUUCAAGCUCUAAUCCUACUCAAACCCUAGAAAUUCUGGGUAGAUCUUCAAUAUUUUUGUGAAUUUUGCUGCGCACCUUAAAGGCGAGUUCGUGGGUUGUGAUUUUGCUUCAAUCGCGACAAAAAAGGGAGAAACUUGAGGCGAUUUCCAGCUGAGUUAGUGUUGAAGAGGAAACGGGAAUUUUAAAGUUGGUUAGUCUACUUCCAGGAUGAGUGCUAUUUGGUUGUUACUACGUUAUGGGUCACAUAGUUUUGAUAUUAGAGUGGGAGACAUGGAAAAAUAUCGUUUGUUGAAGUUGUUUCUUGAUAUCUUUGAGGAAUCAGUUAAGCAAGAUGUUUUUUUGCCUAGUACCUUUAGCUUGUAUGUUGAGGGUCCUUGUGGUAAGGUUGAAUUGAAUGAUGAUAAGACUUUAAGGCUUCUGUGGGGAUGGAAUUGGGGUAAAGACACUGCUGAAAUUUGGGUUGAGGGAACAGAUAAACCAGGAUUGGUGUUUAGGAAUGCUGUUGCAACAAUUGAGAAUCAUAGAAAGGAAAAAGAGAGACAACUUAAGGAGAGACAAGAGGAACUGUUGAGGGCUCAAAGAGAGGAGGAAGAGGCAAUGAGGAAACAACAGGAAAGGGAGGACAUUUUGAGGGAAAUACAGGAACAAAUGGAGUACACUGUGGCUAUGGAGGUCCCUGUUGUUGAUUGUGAGGACAUGAAGGUUGAGUAUGUGAGAGUCAUUAGCAAAGAUGAUCCUGAUGAGGCGUUUCCAGGUUGCUCUCAACCACAACAAACACAAGAAUCCCCAAAGAAACAACCCACCCCACCCAAACACACAAAUCAUGUUGCUUCUAAGUCAAAAGGCAAGGAUAAGCCUGCUUCUAAGAAACUAACCCCCAAAAGGAGGGCAUCAGCUAAACAACCCACCCCACAGAAACAACCCACCCCACCUAAACAACCCACCAAACAACCUACACCACCACCCCCACCACAGAAAGAACCCACCCAACCAAAACAACAACAACACACACCACCACCAGAACAUCCCACCUCUCCACCACAACAACAACAACACACACCACCACCAGAACAUCCCACCUCUCCACCACAACAUCACACCCCUCCACCACCACCACAAAAUCCCACUCCACCACAGAACAACCAAACUGAUGAGCCUAACAAUCAAGCACCACCUGAUCAAGCUCAGCCAGUGAAAAAGAAGGGGGGCAGAGCUAGACCUGAGGGGUUUAGGGUUAACAAAGUCACUGCUAAGAAGGCUGGAACUUGGGUUUCCAAGGGAAAGGGAAAAGGGAGAAAGGGUACAGGAAGGUCUAAGACACCAGGGGUUUUUGCUGAUGUUGGUGAGAUAUGUUCAGAAGAGGAGAGUGAGGAUUCUGAUUAUGAGGAAUCAGAUUCUGAACAAGAGGAUGUUCUGAAUGAUUGGAUUGAUUCUGAACAAGAGGAUGUUUCUGUUGUUUGAUCUUCUUCUUCAAUAGCUUCAACUCUUCAUGCAUUCCCCUGCUCUGUUCUUGCAUUCCCCAGCUUUGUUCUUGCAUUCCCCUGUUUUCAUCAUCUCUGUUUUCCUUGCUCUGAACUUCAUCACUUGUGUGCUCAAGAAAACCUUUGCACCAUUUGAAAUUAUCACAAGGAUCACACUUGUAGUAAAGCUUUUGCGGAUUUUUUGCCGUUUCCGAGCUCCUAAUUGCAAAUCUUCUCCCGCAAUAGCAAUUUUUAUU